AUGGCUCCCCCAGAAGACAACCUAGGAUUUAAAUAUGCGGUCAUCACCGGUGGCGGUGGUGGCAUCGGCAAGGUGAUGGCUCAACACUUCAUUUCCAAGGGCAAAAAGGUCAUCAUCGCUGGACGCACAGAAUCGAAACUACAAGAAACAGCAAAAGAGAUCGGGGCUGUCGACUAUUACGUGCUGGACACGGGCAAGGCUGAACAGAUCCCCGAGUUUGUCAGACGUGUUACCAAGGAACACCCUGACCUAGACUGCCUUGUCAACAAUGCCGGGGUGCAACGUCCUCUGGAGAUUCUCAAGGACGACGAUUUCCUCUCGAAGGCUGACCAAGAAAUCGACAUCAAUAUUCGAGGCCCGAUGCAUCUGGCUCUAGGCCUGUUACCACACUUUCAGACCAAGGAAUCCGCACUCAUCAUCAACGUGUCGAGUGUACUUGGCUUCGUUCCAUUCUCCAUCAUCAACCCCGUCUACAACGGUACCAAAGCUUGGCUGCACUUUUGGAGCAUGAAUCUUCGCACACAGCUCAAGAACGGCGGUUCCAAAGUCAGAGUUGUAGAAAUUGCGCCACCGACGGUAGCAACUGACCUGCACCGAGAGCGAUCGGAUCCAGACGACAACAAGAAGGAGAAUAACCCGGAUGCUCUCACCGUGGAUGAAUUUAUGGAGGAAGUUGGUAGUAAAUUGGAGGACGGUGUCGAGACCAUCGGGCCGGGGAUGGCUGGAGAGGUCAUUGGCAGAUGGUAUGGUGCGUUUGGUGAGCAAUACGCAAAGGCGGCUGGGAGCAAGUAG
Molecule: messenger RNA, 792 nt
Organism: Colletotrichum costaricense
Lineage: Eukaryota; Fungi; Ascomycota; Sordariomycetes; Glomerellales; Glomerellaceae
Product: short-chain dehydrogenase
Exons: 1
Coding region: 1-792 (263 amino acids)
Cellular component (GO): membrane
Source: RefSeq, a predicted model, not a curated record